This is a messenger RNA of Paramecium pentaurelia, 505 nucleotides long. Lineage: Eukaryota; Ciliophora; Oligohymenophorea; Peniculida; Parameciidae. The record is from the annotation of a GenBank genome assembly.
AAUGAUAUAAGUACUAGAAGAGAGAAGUGGUAUUAAAAACAAUUAAUUUUAGAGGGAUAAUAAUAAUAAUAAUAUGAAAUAGAUGGAGUUUAAUUGAGAAUAUGGGAAGAAGGUAAUAAAGCUUUUUUUAAUUUUUAGUUGCUAAUUAAUAUAGAUAGGAAAUAUAGGUAUGAAAUACCAAAUAUAGUAAACUUAGUUGAUGUAACUUUAGUUGUGGCAAAAUAGUGUGGAUAAAUUGUUUUAAAAGUGUAAUGGAGUUCCAAAGAAAUAUUUACAAAAAUUAAAGAUUAUGAUGAUGGGCAAGUCAAACAGACAAUGUAGUAUAUGUUGUAAUUAAUUCUAAAAAGGUAUUGCUUUUUUAUUUAAAUAGAUGAACUAAUAAUGUAGCUACCUUGUAAACAUAUAUAUCAUAAAUCUUGUGUUGAUUCUUGGCUACAGAGUAGCACGAAAUGUCCAAAUUGUAGAUCGGAUGUUUUAGAGGCUUUAAAAGAUUAGGAGAAAUGAU